CUUUUCCUGCUUUCUUCACAGACACCGGCAAGAUGGCCUCGGCACAUGACAGAGCUGUACUCCAGGCUAUAUUCAACCCCAGCAGCCCCUUUGGAGACAUUCCCGGCCUGAACCAAGAGGAGGAAUUAAUUGAUGAUGACAGUGGCUUUGACACAGAGCUGCUGAAGCAAGUGAAAGAGCUGGAGAUGCAGGGUGUCUCGGCAGCAGAGGCUGGGGAUUUGCAAGCCGCACUUCAACUGUUCAGCCAGGCAAUCCAGAUCCUGCCUCAGCGAGCCUCAGCCUAUAACAACAGGGCACAGGCCCUGCGGCUGCUGGGGAACACAGCAGGAGCGCUGGAGGACCUGGACCGAGCCAUAUCUCUGAGCGGCGGCACUGGGCGAACUGCCUGCCAGGGGCUGGUGCAGCGAGGCCUUUUACGGAGACUGGCGUGCCGGGAUGAUGAAGCCAGAACAGAUUUUGAGAAAGCAGCCGCACUUGGAAGUGAAUUCGCCAAACAGCAGGCUGUUGUUCUUAAUCCGUAUGCGGCCCUGUGCAACAAAAUGCUGACAGAGAUGAUCAACAAACUGCGCAACCCAGUGUCGGACAUUAAGUAAUUGUUACUUUUAUACAU
Molecule: messenger RNA, 610 nt
Organism: Chelmon rostratus (copperband butterflyfish)
Lineage: Eukaryota; Metazoa; Chordata; Actinopteri; Chaetodontiformes; Chaetodontidae
Gene: ttc36
Product: tetratricopeptide repeat domain 36
Exons: 3
Coding region: 33-593 (186 amino acids)
Biological process (GO): cilium assembly
Molecular function (GO): protein binding
Source: RefSeq, a predicted model, not a curated record